AUGUCUGCUGGAGACAGCCCAGCCUCUGUGGCAUCUCAUACACGUAUCUCUGAUAUUCUCGCUGCUCUUUCGCUCGAGGAGAAGCUCUCCCUCCUUGCUGGUGCUUCUCCAUGGCGCACUACCGCAAUCAAACGAGUUGGUGUACCGCCUCUAAAGGUUAGUGAUGGCCCUUCGGGCGCGCGCGGCGAAGUAUUUGGCGAAAAUGUUCCCGCAGCUUUCCUGCCAUCUGGUGUCAGCCUUGGAGCCACGUGGGACGUGAACCUUAUGGAACGCAUUGGAGGGUUGCUUGCAGAAGAGUGUAAGACUAAAUCUGCCUCUGUAUCACUCGCUCCGACAAUGUGCAUUCACCGUCACCCUCUAGGAGGUCGCAAUUUCGAAUCUUUUAGCGAAGAUCCAUUUCUUACAGGCAAACUAGCCUCAGCUCAUAUCCGGGGCAUGCAGUCUCGUGGCAUUGGUGCAACACCGAAGCACUUUGUUGCCAACGACCAGGAAACCAAGCGCUUCAAAGUCAGCGCGAACAUCAGCGCGAGGGCUCUGCGAGAAGUAUACCUGCUCCCCUUCCAAAUGAUGGUCCGUGAAGCGGACCCGUGGUGCAUGAUGACCGCUUACAACAAGGUCAAUGGCCACCAUUGCGAUGCGUCCAAGGAGCUCCUUAUAGACAUUGCUCGGGACGAAUGGAAGUGGAGCGGUGUGUUCAUGAGUGACUGGGGUGGUACUACUUCCGCUGUUGCCUCAAUCAAUAAUGGGCUCGACCUCGAGAUGCCUGGACCACCCCAACAUCGGUCUCUGGAAGCCCUCAAAGGGCCUCUCGCGGACGGAGCUGUUGAUUUAAAGCGAAUUGAUGAGUCGGCAUAUCGUAUGUUAAAUCUUCUAGAGAGGACAGGCCGCUUUGAGGAUGAUAGCGACGAGCCAGAAUACACCAGCAAUGACCCUACCAUUGGGGCCCUACUACUUGAAGCAGCGGCAGCUGGCAUCGUUCUGUUGAAGAACCAGCCCAAUGCUCUCCCACUCAAAGCUGACGAGCAGAGUAUUUCCAGAUUGGCAGUUGUUGGGCCAAAUGCUAAGAGAAUCGCGUGGCGGGUGGGGGUCACCGGGCACGGCACUGAGGUUGUAUUCCACGAGGGCGCCAGAAUGAACAGAUAUCUCCCGGCGCCUUCAAAAAGCGCCAGAAAUCCCGACACCGGCAUCCACGGCGCAUGUGUCGACUGGUUUUUUGGCCACGAUUUCUCCACUGGAGUGGUCACCAAAACGCACAUUGACGACCUCUACUUUAUAAAUUUCGGAGACGUUCCAAAGGAAAUUGGCCGACCAACAGACUUCUGCUUCCGAGUUCGCACUGUACUCACGCCCCUCACGACAGGCACACAUAAGCUCUCUUUAGCAUCGAUGGGACCGGCAAAACUUUUCGUGGAUGGUAACCAAAUUCUACAACAGUCGGGAGAUUUCAGUACAAGGGCCAGCCUAUUCUUCACGUAUGGCAGUGACGAAGUUGUGACUGAACUCUUCAUGGAAGCAGGGAAAGAUCACGACAUCCGGAUCGACUAUCUAUCGCACGACAGACAAUUAGACCCAUCUAUAGCUCCUUUGAUGGAUCCAAUGGAGAACAUCUUCCAAGGUGUCCGACUCGGAUUUCAGGAAGCCAACGACAGUGAUCUUCCCGCUGAGGCUGGCGUUUUGGCUAAGACCUGCGAUGCCGCAAUUGUCGUGGUCGGACGCGACAAGGAAUGGGAGACCGAGGGUCACGACAUACCUAUCUUCGAACUCCCAGGAGAACAGGUAAGGCUGAUCCGUGAGGUGGCGGCCAAUUGCAAACGUACAAUUGUGGUUGUCCAAGCAGGAACACCCGUCAACAUGUAUCCCUGGAUCGACCAGGUGGAUGCUGUGCUAUACACGUGGUAUCAAGGUCAGGAGCUUGGUAACGCCGCAGCACAGGUUAUCACUGGCAAGGUCAAUCCAUCGGGUAGACUGCCCAUUACGUUCCCUCGCGACCUGAGGGACUGUCCCGCUUAUUCGUCAUUCCCUGGUGAGCAAAACGAAUCGCACUACUCAGAAGGUCUCUAUGUCGGUUAUCGUUGGUGGGACCUGGUUGGGACCAAACCUCUGUUUCCCAUCGGCUAUGGUCUCUCGUACAAUGGUUUCUCGAUCUCCCCAGCUGGAAUUGACUCUACUACACUCACGUUGGAGAAGGGGGUGACCGUGACGGCCACGGUGCGCAACACUGGGGGAUAUGAUGUUGCUGGUGCGCAAAUCGUGAUCUUCUUCGCUAAGCAGGUCUCAGCUUGCAGGCUGGCACGCCCGACAAGACAUAUUUGCGGCUUCGCCAAGACCAGUCGGCUCACGUCUGGCCAGGAGGAGGUGGUCUCGAGUGUCAUUGACGCAUAUGCUCUCGGCAUGUUCGAUGCGAGCAAGAAACGAUGGGUUAUUGAUGCUGGGUCUGAAUUCGAAAUCCACGUGGGUUCAGACGCUGAGCAUACCGAGUGUGGCUGGCGCAUCACUGUACCUGAAGAGAUAUCAUGGACUCAUAUACUUGGUGACGGAAUUGGCCCCGAGUUGUAA
Molecule: messenger RNA, 2556 nt
Organism: Aaosphaeria arxii CBS 175.79
Lineage: Eukaryota; Fungi; Ascomycota; Dothideomycetes; Pleosporales
Product: glycoside hydrolase family 3 protein
Exons: 6
Coding region: 1-2556 (851 amino acids)
Biological process (GO): glucan catabolic process
Molecular function (GO): beta-glucosidase activity
Source: RefSeq, a predicted model, not a curated record